AUGCUUGCCAAGAGAGAAAGAAGGGAGGUCUACAACCAAUGCAUCCAGCGUCUCCAGGAAUGCGCCAAUGCGCGGGCGCUGGGCGAUGGCAAGCGCGCUCACGAGCUCAUCCAGCAAUCGGGCUGGAUCCACGACAGGCUGCUGGGAAAUCUCCUCAUCCGGAUGUAUGGCAUCUGCGGCUGCCUGACGGACGCCAUCGCCGCCUUCGAUGCGAUCCGGGAGCGCAACGUCUACUCCUGGAAUCUCAUCGUUGCGGCGAAUGCCCAGAACGGGCAGCUCCAUCACGCGGCGGCGCUCUUCGAUCGCAUGCCACAGCGGGAUUUGUUCGCGUGGAACGCGAUGAUAGGGAUUUUCUGCCAGGCCUCGCAUCUGGAGGAGGCCAAGAGCGUCUUUGAUCGGAUGCCGGAGAGGGAGGCGCUGUCAUGGAACUCGAUUCUUGCGGCCUUCUCUCAAAACAGCCAUGCUCACCACGCUCUCGAAAUAUUUCGCAGGAUGCCGGCUCGCGAUCUCUCCUCCUGGAAUUCGAUGAUACAGAUCCACGCGCAGCUGGAUCAGACCGACGCCCUGCCGGGAUUGUUCGACGCAAUGCCAGAACGAGACGUGAUUUCCUGGACGACGAUCGUCGCGGCAUUCGCAAGAAAGGGGCAAAUGGAGAGGGCGGGGGAGAUCUUCCGCCUGAUGCCACAGACCAACACUCGAGGCUGGAAUGUGAUCCUCGUCGGCUCCUCCCGCGGUGCCAGAUCCAUCUUCGACACCAUGCCGGAGAGAGAUCUCGUCUCGUGGAACGAAUUCAUUGCCGCCAGUGCCAAGAUCGGCGAUCUUGACGCCGCCUCGACGAUCUUCCAGCUGAUGCCGCGACGCGACGUGAUUUCCUGGACGACGAUGCUCCACGGCGUGAUGAGCUAUGGGCGCCUGGAGCACGCCAAAAGACUCUUCGACGAGAUUCCGGCGCGGAAUGUGGUGACGUGGACGGUGGCGAUUACAUCCUACGGCGACGGUGGCGAUGUGGAUUCCGCGCGGGAAGCCUUCGCGCGAAUGCCCCAGCACAAUCUCUUCACCUGGAACGCGAUGAUGAGCGCUCUCUCCGAUCAAGGUAACGCGAUCCAUCUCCAGGAUGCCAGGGAGAUCUUUGAUGCUCUGCCUUACAGGGACGCGAUCUCUUGGAACACUCUCAUCUCCGGCUAUGCCCAGCAGGGGCAAAUCCGUGAUGCGUUUGAUCUCUUCGCCCAUAUGCCCGGCCGCGAUAAUGUCUCCUGGAACGCAAUCCUCCUGGCCUACACCGAGGAAUCGCUGCUCCAAAACGCGAUCGCGCUCUUCGAUCGAAUGCCCUGCCGGGAUCUCAUCGCGUGGAACACGAUGAUCCGGGCGUAUGCCCUGGACGGGCAUAUCGACGAGGCACGGCAGGCGUUUGACGGCGCGGAUGAGAAGGACGGGGUGGCGUGGACGGCCAUGAUCCGCGGGUACAACCACAAUGGCUGCUCCGGCGAGGCCAUUCGUCUCUUCAUGGCGAUGGAUCUGGAAGGGAUCAAGCCUUCCGGCGGGCUGUGCUUUGUGGCGGCGCUCAAUUCGUGCUCGGCACCGCGGUUUCUCGAGCAGGGCAGGCGAUUGUGUGAGAGGAUCCUGGCGCUGGGGCUCGAGAGCGAUCAGCUGGUAGCGGCGGGGCUGAUCUCCAUGCUGGGCAAAUGCGGGGAUCUCCAGAAGGCCGCGCGAUUCUACCGCGAGGAGCUCUCGGAGGAUCGGCGAAUUGCCGUGGCGGGAGCGAUGAUCUCGGCCCUCGCAGCGAAUUCCCAGGUGGGCGCUGCACGGGAGCUCUUCGAUCGCCUCCCAGAGCCCACGAAGGACUGGAAUGCGAUGAUCCAGGCUCACGUCGCGGCCGGGGAGAUCGACAGAGCGGAGGAGCUCUUCCAGGAGAUCCCAGCUCCAGACAUCGUGGCCUGGUCGACGAUGAUCGCUGGCUACGCGCGAUCCGGGCGAGGCGAGGAGGCGCUGCAGAGAUUCCGGUCCAUGGAUCUGGAAGGCGUGCGCGCCGACGCCAGAUCGUUCGUGGCGGCGGUGGAGGCGAGCGCGAUCACUGCCGAUUCAUCGCGGCUGGAGACGAUCCACGCGCUGGCGGUGGAAUGCGGCCUGGAUUCACACACGAUCGUGGGUACCAGCAUCGUGGACGCGCUGUGCAAGCGCGGCAGCCUCGCCCACGCCUGGAUCGCCUUCGCCAAGAUCUCCAGCCGGCCCAGGAUCCCAUGGAGCGCCAUGGUCGGGGGUCUCGCACGGAACGGAUAUUCCCGCGAGUCUGUGGCGCUGUUCCGGGAGAUGCUCGCGUACGGCGCCGCCCCCGACGCCGUCACCUUCGUGUCCGUGCUGGCGGCGUGCAGCCACGGUGGGAUGCUGCGCGAUGGCGUCGGCUACUUCGUGGCGAUGCCGUUGGAUUUUGGAGUGUCGCCCACCGUGGAUCACUACCGGUGUGUGGUUGAUUUGCUUGGACGAGCCGGGCUGCUGGGAGAGGCCGAGGAGUUUUUGGAGGAGGCUAUGCCGGUCUUGGGGAGGGAGGAUAGCGUGGCGUGGACGUCGCUGCUGGGAUCGUGUUGGAGCCAUGGAGAAGUGGAGCGUGGGAAGCGACUGGGAGAGUUGGCGGUGGGGUUUAAUUGGGAGGAGCAAUCCUCGUCCCCCUUUGUGCUGCUCUCCCACUUAUCAUGCUCGGACUAG
This is a messenger RNA of Selaginella moellendorffii, 2700 nucleotides long. RefSeq names its product pentatricopeptide repeat-containing protein At1g32415, mitochondrial. The coding region runs from base 1 to 2700 and encodes 899 amino acids. The record is from RefSeq and is a predicted model, not a curated record. NCBI's taxonomy places the organism in Eukaryota, Viridiplantae, Streptophyta, Lycopodiopsida, Selaginellales, Selaginellaceae. Gene Ontology annotation, biological process: RNA modification. The transcript has a single exon. Gene Ontology annotation, molecular function: RNA binding; protein binding.